AUGUCAGCCAUGGACACGAUCAUGCUCCAGCACUCGAAGCUCCUGAUCGCUGUUGUUGUGAGCCUCGCUGCUCUAACCGGCUGCAUGGUCGAGCUCGUCAAGACGCAGUUGAUCAACUGGGUGGACAGGCAGCCAUGGCGUUCGCGAAUGAUCCCGCUGCAGCGAAACAUGAUGCACAACUUCGGCUACAGCAAGUCAACCACUGCGGAUGAAACGGUCAUUGUUGACUGCUACUGCUUUGUGAUUGCCAUUUGCUCCCAUCAUCUCGUGAUGAGCCUGGCCCUAACUCCAGUGGUUGUUUUGGGCUGGGACUCGGCUGGUUCUGUGGGACAGUUCUUGUUUUAUGCUGGUGCCGUGGGAGAUCUGGCAUACUCGAUCUACGACAGCGUUCAAAUCACACUGAGAACAUUUUUCCCAGUCAGCUUCAAAUGCCUGGGCGUGCAGCUGCCGAAGAAAUACUUCAUUGUCAUGGUUUGCUUACAUCAUAUGCUCUCCAUGAUCCUGAGGGUGCCGAUGAUCCUGUUCUACCCUACCAUGAGAGCACUGCAUGUGUUGAUGUGGUCUCUACUCGUUGCCGGUGGCACAUGCUACCUGCUGAGCUGCUACAAAUUCAGCCUCGACACGCAGAGCUCUCUUCGGGACUUCUUGCGGUAUAAGGCCAUCGUGCUGGUGCAGCUCUUGACUAUGUGGUUCGUACGCGGGUACGUAUGGGUGUCCCAAGCUCUCUCUGCGAUGAUGGUGUUCCACGGACGUGGCGACCUGCUCUUCCUCGGUCUUGCGCUAGUGGGCUUCGUUUUGAUGACCCUUUUCAACGCGCUGAUGGUGUUCGACUCGACCAAAGCAGCGGUCAAGUGGUUGCCCAAGCAGUUGCACAAGCAAAGCCAUGGUACGAAUCUGGCGUACCAAGAGAAAGAGCUGAAGGCCAAGCAGCAUGCGGAGGGCUUGAGGAGAGUGCAGGCGGCGAAGGUUGUUCUGGCUACCCAGUAA
Messenger RNA from Symbiodinium sp. CCMP2592, 987 nucleotides. The record is from the annotation of a GenBank genome assembly. NCBI's taxonomy places the organism in Eukaryota, Dinophyceae, Suessiales, Symbiodiniaceae.